AACCCACUAUUACUUUCUAAUAUCAAUUGGAAGGUUUAUUAGAAUAAUUAACAAAGCAGCACGUAAGAAAAUUUAGAGUUUAUGACAUGGUUUGGUUGGUACUUGGUUAGUCCCAUGCAAACACAUGGAGGAGGUAUACCCUAGGGGUGGUUGUAGCAGAAAAUCCCAUUAAUUGUAUUUAAAUCAUUAAAAAAUAAUUUAAAACUAAUCCGUGAACAGUAACCCGGAAAAGUCGUAAGGAACAGUGUUUUUUUUCUUACUUACGUUUUAAUUAUUCUAAUAAUAAUAAUAUACACGGUCAAGAAUCAGUUGAUCCCAAUAAUUCGAGUUGGUGGGAGAUGUUCUAUAAUGGAUCUUAUACUAUUCACUAACACACCCCCUCAAACGAAAGCCGCCAGUCAAGACCUUCCGAUCACAACAGACUCUGAUACCAUGUAAAAAACCAGUUUAUCCCAAUCACUCAGUUGUUGGGAGAGGUUCUAUAAUGAAUCUUAUACCAUUCACUAACAUACAGUGUAUACAGUGUUUAUUUGGCUUAUUUGAUCUCCUUGGACCUUAAAAUAUCAACAUUUGAUGUAAAUUUUGCAUUUUGCCUACACCAAUAUGGGUUUUACACUUUUACUUCAAUGAAAAGAGACAUAAGUGUUUGUUUUCUUUCUCUUUCUUGAACCAAAGAUAACUUGCAUUAUCAAGAAUAAUAGAUCAAACAAAGUGUUAAACUUUUCUAAUUUUUAACUUUUGUUUAAAGGGUAUUUUCGUAUGGCUCAACUUUUCUAAUUUUUAACAUCUUGGUCAUUUUUUUACUAUUUAACAUUGUGACUUGAACUAUCACCCAAAACAACUUUAGACAUUAAAAAAAUAAUUUCUUAAAGUCGUUUCUCAAAAUUCAAUCAUUAUUGUAUUAUUGAACACAAUAUUCAUCAUCUCAUUAACUAAAAUUUUAAUCAAUUAAUGUUUCAAUUAUUUUUCAUCAACUUUAUUUUUUUUAUCUAGUGCACCAAUCAGCUAAGCAAUCUAAAUGAUUACUCGGCAAAUUAUUUUAAUAAUUAUUUAAUCAAAAGAUUGGAAAAAAAAUUCAACGCCCAAGCUGCUAACUAGCGGAGGAAUCCAUUUUCCAUUCGUUUCCUCGUACUUGUUUUGUUUUAUAGGGUGGGUAAGCUUUAGUUUAGAGGAUUUUUUAAUUUAAUCAAACUUUAAACUUUCCGUCUUUUAUGUUUUAGAAUUUUAUGUUUUUUUUAAAUAAAAAUCAUUGGUGCUAGAAUUCUCUGGCUAAUUUAGAGCAGUGGUUUAAAUAUGUUCAUCUGAAUCAAUUUCCUACAAAAUUUUAAAUAACACUGGACCGAAUACAUAAAAUAGAAAAAUUUAUAAGUAUUAUACUAGCUCUAGGUCAAUAGGAAUACAUAAUCUCGAAAAAUUUAUAACCCUAACGAUGUAACUAGAAAGAGGCAAUCUGAUUUUACCGUUGCUGCAUAAUUUCGUUGUCCCUUCUCUAACCUUUUCAUUUUCCGUAACGUAUUAGGUCGUUCGGCUUAUGUACUUAUUCGGUCAUUCCCAACUGGGCAAGGAGUCGGGAAUAGUUUCUCUCUAUAAAGAAGGACAGAUCAGCCCCAUGAAUCUUUCUCAACGAGAUGAGCGAUUUAAGAUCAUGGUCCAACCUCCCCCAAGAGGUUCUGAAUUUGAUACGGCAGAGAUUGUUCCGGAGGGAUUAUUCCAACUUCAGAUCCACCUGCCGUGAUUGGAAUUUCAGAGCUGCUUUCGACGAGGCCGUCUACGACAGAGUCGAUUCUCCACUGUUGUUGGGCUUCUCCAGAAGCGGCACUGAUCAUGACGGCGGCUCAUCCUCGAGUUGCUGUUGCUGCGAAGCCUAUUCUCCUGCCAAGGAGAAGACGUAUUACAUCAGUGCUCAUUCAAAACUGUUUGACGCCCAAAUUCACUGCUCCCGCUACGGAUGGUUGCUCUGCUCCAGGCUCAAACACUUGUUCUUCUAUCACCCAUCCACACAAGACACCAUCGACCUGCCGGACCUCGGAUCGUACCUCGUAGUUCCCCGCAUUAAUCGGAUGAGCUUCUCGGCGCCACCUACGUCUGCAGAUUGCGUCGUGUUCUGCCUCGGCGACAUACGCUCCAACAAGGAAGUGUACGUUGCUUUCAUCCGGAGAGGGCAACGUUCUUGGAACCUCUAUGCUGACGGUGUUCGUAACGUGAUGAAGUGGACCGGCGCUCGCCCUCGUAAGUUGGUUGCGAGAGAAAACGGGACGAUUCGGGUCAAAUCCAGCCCGUGUCGCACCAACUUGCAGCACUCCGUAGGGAAAUUUUGGUGGUCGAAUUCGAAUUGUUCCCCUGUUUUCCACAACGGAGCUUUCUACUGUCUGGCCCAGGAUGGGAGGCUGGGAGUUCUCGAUCCCAAGAAGAAGAUGUGGCGGAUACUUGAUACGUUCUUGGAGGAGGAGGCGCGCACCAUGCUCUAUCUAGUGGAAUGCAGGGGAAAGUUGAUAUGCAUAGUGGUUGGUCGGAUGGGAGAAUCGGUGAGGAUCUACAGGCUCUAUGAACCCACAAAACAGUGGCAGCCUGUUGCCAAUCUCGGAGACGAAAUGAUUUUCGUUGGUCAUGCGGGGUACUGCAAUUCAGUCAUGACCUGCAACGACGAAGAAUUGAAGAACACAAUUCACUUCCCAAUAUUUCAUGAAAGCCACCAUGUUUUUUACUCUCUCUCGACCCAACAAUUCCAUUCCUUCGAACCCGGGCAUCCGUCGAUUGACGACUUGUACGACACGGAGCUCAUGUUGAAUCGCGCCUGGACGAUCCCAAAUUUCCAGUUUCUAGCCGGGUCACAGCUGCGUUGGUCGUCGAAGCCCAAAAAGAGGCCAAGGAUCGCGGAAAAUGCAGCAGAAUGUCGUGGUUACCGUAUUCAUCCGCAUUAUGUCAUUAGGAACUUGUCUUUCUCAUUGGAGCACAAGCAAUCGGAAGAUGAUGAUGAUGACAAGGAGAGGAGGGAGGAGCAAGAAGCGCGGCGACCAUUUCUAACGUUGUCCAAUGAAGAGGGUGAAGAAAUGUUGGUCGACUUAGCCAAGGUGCGGCCUACGGCCGACCAUCCAAGAAGCGUGGAGCUAGCUGCGAGGACCAGAGGGAAGCAAGUAUAUAGCAGCACUGCGUACGGCGUUUUAGUAUUGAUGGAUGUCGAAGCUCGUCGGUGUUCCCUAUUGGAUCUGAAAUCCAUGGCAGAGACGACACUGCCGACUUGGGAGACACCCUUCACCUGCUCCAAUGCCAUUCUCCAUUCGUCCCCGGGCGGCGGAUCCAAAUUUACGGUGAUGGUUUUUGGUGAAAUUGAGCGCCAACGGGAAGCAGAGAGUGACGCAGAGGAUGAUGAAAAACGAGAGAUGGAGCAUGAUGCCUUUGCAAUGCUUUGGCGAGAUGGUGACAGUGAAUGGACAGUACACAGACAUAUGGUGAAAGGAUCCAAACCAAACGUAAGAGCUACGAUCCACAAAGGUAAGAUAUAUGGGUUCCCGAAAAAGAGGUCCGGUAUGGUUUCGAUUGAACUUACCCCGGAAAGGUACACAAGCAAACCUGUACCAAAACGUGGUUCUCCUCAUAAAAAAUGCCCCAAAGGUUCAUACCAGCUGCAAGUAACUUUGGUAGAAUGUGGAGGCGAACUCUUACUUUUCGUCAAGUUUGAAACUCCUGGCAGAUACGGUGAAGUUAUGGAUAUACAGGCGUUCAAGUUGGAUUCGCAAAUGAUGGUCUGGGAAGAGGUCGAGCAUUUGGGAGAUCGAGCAUUUUUCUGGAGCGACCUGGGUUGUUAUUGGUGUCGCGCUACAAAAUUCGGGUUCAAGAAAAACUCUGUUUACUAUCUGGAAUGGGAAGAACGAAACCUAUACAGAUUUGACUAUACAAACCGUAGCGUUACGAUAUCCCAACCCGAUCCUGUUGUCGUCGAUGAUAGUUGGGUGCCGGGUGGUUUCAUCAUGGGAUAGAAUUAGGAAAAGCGAGGUUUAUGCUUCACAUGUCUAGUAGCAAUGUAGAAGAGGUGUUUACUAGUGUAUGAAUGAAUAAGCGAUUUGAUUGCAUAAGAAUUUUGCAUGUUAAUUGUUAUGUAGGGGCUUUUAUACAAGGAGAGUGCUCUGCUAUGGAGAUAUUGAUCAUGAAAUAAGUAUUGACAGUAUUAUACACUCCUAUCUUGCUAUAUAUGUGGAACUAGCAAAGACCCGCUCGCUACGCUUCGCGCAUAUAUGUGAGAUCAUAUCAGGUUUGAAUUAGUAUAUAAUUAUUAGAAAUUAGUAAUAGACAAUAAUAAAGGGCAACAGAACGACCAAAUAUCAUAAUGCUACCUGUACAAAACACAACCAAAAAGAUCACACAUAUAUAAGUCUUGCCAUAGAGGAUCAUGAGCUGGGAUAGAAAGGCAGUGGAAAUGAGGAGACGGUCUGCUGUUAGAGUUGGAUUCCUAGUAAAGAUUGGCAACAUGGCGAUGACAAACAGUUCACUAUAAAAAAUAGUGCACAACUUGGUAGUAUCAGCAGCAAUCAAACAUAAAUUUAAACAACCAAAAACCAAGAAAUGAAACAACUUUAUUCAGUGGUCCUCUACGAACUAAGAAACCAAAAACCCAAUUCGAAUUGAUCCACCAUAUAUAAGGGCUUCUCCAGUCUGUCAAGCUCAUAAAUCUGUAAAACCCAGAAUUGAGAGAACUGAAAUUACAGAGGAUGGGAAAUUACUAACUGGUCGCAGCUUUCUUACUGAAUUGUGCCGCUCAAAUCUAUCCAUGUUUGGUGGACCUUGCUUGGUCGUAGAGGAGGCCGGUGCAUUUCCCCACUAAACUCGACAGCUCCAACCCACCUGUCGCUUCUCCUAUCGCCACCCUCUGAACCCUUGCUUCCCCAAAUCACAGUUGUACAACAUUUACCCAGGAACUCGGCUGCCGUGCCGAUCGCUCAAUGAGCAAAAACUUCAAACUGAUCACUGCUGUGCUGGUUCCAGGUUAAUUUGACAGGCUAUCCAAAUCAGAUCAACCAAUGACAAUCAUGUAAAGAUGCAAGCUUGGCCACUUGGUCUAUGAAUUCAAAUAUAUAAUGAGAGGUCUUGAAUGAUUUCCUCAUCAUUUCAUCGAGCAGGUUUAUGAGUGGAGCAAAAAAUAGAAUACCAUGAGACAAAUAAAUGGACAAUUUAUCGAACGGUAAACCUGGGGUAGCAGGUGAUAAAGUGCAGCAGUGGCUGUUUUAAGAGUUCCUAGAUGUUGCUAUUGUUUGUGUGAUCGGAGACACUACGAAAUUACCAAUAAAUUGGGUGAGGGGAGCAAUAGCAAAGUGAUUAAACAUACAUAUGAAUGAAGCAUAAAUUGAUGCAUACUGUAAAUUAAAACAACUCGGUAAUAGGAGGAAUAAUAAUAUAAUAUCAGCAACUAAAUUAGACCUAGUUUCAGACUGUGAUAGGGUAGUGAAUAGCACAUCGUGACACUUAAAUUUAACUCAAAACCUAGACUCAUACCCAUCAAUUUAAUAGUACGAUAUUCUGUAGAACUCACAUGAACUACAUUCGAGGGCAGGCUUUUGGAUAGAUUCAACUUCCUAUACUACAUAUAAGAUGAUAUAUGUGUUGCAGAACUAUAACUUUGAACAAAUUAACCCCUAUCCAAAGAGCUGAAGUAAUCACCAAGGGUGAAAGGAAGCUCCACAAAGAUGAAUUGUAAUUCCCAAGGUGCAGUAAAAUGGAAGAGGCAAACGAAUGAGCGAGGCGAAAGAAUUUGUACCAUGUAAUGUCCUUCAGGUAGAGCAGAAAUCCACAGUUGUAAUCCUCCUCCACAACCUGACAUAUGCACAGUUAAGAUUUCUACGGAUAUGUUUUUGCCUUUUGGUGCUGAGAAAAAUAUGAUAAAGUAUAUACAUCACAUUUGCCAGGACGUAAACCAAAAUGAUGAUAAAAUUAAUUAUUGUCACAUGGAGAAUGAAAGAUAUCGACAUGA
Molecule: messenger RNA, 5962 nt
Organism: Linum trigynum
Lineage: Eukaryota; Viridiplantae; Streptophyta; Magnoliopsida; Malpighiales; Linaceae
Source: the annotation of a GenBank genome assembly